Messenger RNA from Rotaria sordida, 1518 nucleotides. The record is from the annotation of a GenBank genome assembly. NCBI's taxonomy places the organism in Eukaryota, Metazoa, Rotifera, Eurotatoria, Philodinida, Philodinidae.
AUGUUACAAUGUUUCGAAUGUGAACCAAAAAAUUACAAUUUUCUUAUAACACCCGAUAAUGUUCCCUCGACAUUUAACUGUACAAUAAUUGUUAUACCAAAUAAAUUUUGUUCAUUAGAUAUUUGGACAACUGAUAAUGGAACAAAAAGUGAUCUUCGUAUAAAUGUAAUAGAUACUCCAGAAAGAAGAGAUGUUCCCUAUGUUUUGACUGGAUUUACUCAACAUAAUAGUGGAAAUUUUUCUACGUAUAUUUUGUAUCAUUGUUUAACAGAUAAAUGUAAUAAUCCUGAAGUUGUUCUUAAACGUUUGCUUGAAUCAACAACAACUGAAAUCAAACCACCUAGUCGAUCAUCUGUAGAUCAAUCACAAUUACCAACAUCCAUCGAAUGUUUUAUCUAUUCAAAUUUUACAAAUUCAAGUGAAUGUAAACCAGCACGUCGAAAAACAACAACAACAGAAAAAGAAGAUUGCUCAUUUUGUACAACAUUCAUUAACAUUGAUCCAAACAAUUUAUUAACAGAAAGAGUAUGUUCAUAUUGUGAAAAUUCUCCACAAUCAAUUGAAAAAUGGAGAUUUAUUGAUGGAAGAAUUCAUUUAUUAAAUGAUCGUGUUAGUUAUUUAGAUUAUGUGUCCUACGUUUGUAAUACAACAAACAAUUGUAAUUCAUUAGAAAAUAUUAAAAAUAUACAAAACACAUAUAAAAUUGAAUUUAAUUUUGAUAAAUUUUUAGGACCUAUCAGUACUGGAAAUAGACCAAAAUUUUAUGCUAUUCACGAAGAUGGACUUGAGGCUUAUUGUGCUUAUUUUUAUCCGAAAGCAGAACGACCUGUCUGGAUUCCGGGACAUGCUCAAGGUUAUCAUGCAUUGACCUAUGGAUGGUUAGCUGGUGAACUUAUACGACGAGUCGAUCCACAGAAGCGAACAAUCGGAGAAUUUAUUCGAGAAGAAAUUGCCGAUCCAAUACAAACUGAAUUCUAUAUUGGUCUUCCGCAAGAAUUCGAACAACGAGUAUCACCGUUAAUUUUGACCGAUGUCGAAGGAAUCUUGAAUAGUUCCAUGUUGACAGUGUUUCGUUUCUACAAUGAAGCCCAAACACAUCAAGCAGAAAUUCCAGCUGCAAACGGCAUCACUAAUGCACGAUCGUUAGCUCGUAUUUUUGCUUCACUCAUCGGCAAUAUUGAUGAUCGAAAGGAUAGUCGAUUAUUGCAACCAGAAAUCUUGCAACAUGCCACAACAUCGAAUACAUUGCCAAAUGAAACUGAUACCAUCUUGCAAAUAUCACUUCCUUUCGGUAUGGGUUUUGCACUUUACGAACAAGAUUUCCCAAUGUUCGGACCGAAAUCAUUUGGCCAUAGCGGAGCGGGCGGUAGUAUUGCAUUUGCUGCUCCAGCCAAGAAUCUUUCGUUUGCCUACGUCAUGAAUCGAUUCAAUUUAGAGCCAAUCACUAUUAACAAUACUCGAAUUGGUAGUAUUCUAAAUAGAAUCGGAAUGAUGCUCGACGAUAACCAUUCAAACUGA